Molecule: messenger RNA, 906 nt
Organism: Stereum hirsutum FP-91666 SS1
Lineage: Eukaryota; Fungi; Basidiomycota; Agaricomycetes; Russulales; Stereaceae
Product: HSP20-like chaperone
Exons: 2
Coding region: 1-618 (205 amino acids)
Biological process (GO): response to hydrogen peroxide; response to heat; response to salt stress
Source: RefSeq, a predicted model, not a curated record
AUGUCAUUCAACGCCUUCUUCCACCCCUUCUUCCAAAUCCUCGACGACCCCUUCCCCUCCCCCCGUCCACGCCAACUCGCACAAUCCCCUUCUCGUCAAACACCAACCAACAGCCUCAACAACUCCGAACCCUUCCUCUUCGAGGGCCCCACGCGUCGUCUGCGCAGCCCCGCCGUCGAGAUCAACGAGGAAGGAGACCAUUAUGUCGUCGAGGCGGAGUUGCCGGGUGUGAGGAAGGAGGAUGUGGAUGUGAGGAUUGGGGAUGCGGGGAGGAGUCUGACGAUUGAGGGGAGGUCGGUUAGGAGGUUUGGGAGGGGGGUUGAGGGACAAGGACAGGAUGCGAGUUCUACUCCUUCGAAGGACGGUGCUCGAGGCACCACAGACACCAACACCAACACCAACACCGUCGCCACCAAACCCACCGAGGCCGACCAACAAAUCUCUACUAAUAAGGCUCUCAACGAUUUCGUCGGGACAAGCCGUUCUGCGUUCUCACGUACCGUCUGGCUUCCGCGCCCGGUGGACGCGAAGAACGUGCAGGCGAAUUUGGACCAUGGGGUGCUUACGCUGAGGAUCCCGAAGGCGGCGGAGGGGACGACGAAGAUUCCGAUUUUGUGAACGAUUAUUCGUAUUGGCCGGGAGUCCUAAGAGCGUGUAGAGGUGGCUUCUGAGCUCGUUGCUAGCGGUACGAGAAAGAAAUACGACGUUGUUUUUGUGUGUAGGAUAGUCGAUGUCUUUUGUUUGUUGUCUAUUAGCUGUCAGUCCCCUGCUCUGCUUCACCGUACGGACCAUACUUAAAGUUACUGUACCACACUUGUCACUGUGUCAUCACCGAUAUAGCAUCAGUCGAGUUGGACUCCUGUAUAUACCCCAAACUCAUACACAGCUUUCUGCCUCGGAAUCUAC